AAAAAAAAGUCAUGUAUGUGGAAUGGAGAGAGCUAAGUCCAAUUCAAGGCAAUAAAUUCACUCUGAUGACUGAUCCCCUCAGAUCAGACCAGUCCACAUGGGACCUAGCUAGUUAAUUGGGCCUCUUUAGAUUUUAUUUUCUUUUUAGCUUCUAGAAUCUAGUCAAACAUAAAUGUCUACAGUGUAAAGUAAACUCUACUUGACUGGUCUUUGACUUUCAAUAAGACUUCCUUGAGAAGCCAAUCCAGUCCUCAUUUUAAAGAGACCUUGAUCACUCCUCACCCUCUCAAUUCAUCUUCCUUCAGAAGCCAGCCAGUCCAGUCCUCAUUUGCACAAGAUGAAUUUUGAAAGUGUUGGAUCAAAUAGUCCAAUUCUAGAGAACGAUCCAAGAAAUGUAACCCUUAAUGGAGAUAUUUGUUAUCACUGCCGCAAACCAGGGCAUUGGGCAAGCAGAUGCCCUGAUAAACAAAUGAAUGUACGCGACACGCCAAAUCUUUCUUCGCGAAAUUUCUUCGAAGAUCAAUCUUCUGUUCCUGCUAGGCAGUGCCCUUGUGGAGGUGGAACUUGCAUUGUUAGGACCUCACAUACUGUGAGGAAUCCAGACAAAAAGUUUUAUACGUGCCCGGGUAAAAAGGACAUGAAAUGCAAUUUCUUUCAGUGGCGUGACGAUGCAAAACCAGAGGAUUUCAAUGAGGUCCCAUUGUCACCAUAUCCUAUGUGCCCUUGUGGAGCCGGAUUGUGCCAUCGGUACACGGAGAGGGGUCGGCCAUGUUUUCGGUGCCCUAUUAAACCGGGAGAAGGAGCAUGUGGUUUUAAGCAGUGGCUGGAGACUCCAAAAUUGGCAUAUGGUGGCCUAGAGGAGACCAAUAGAGCAAAUGAAGAAUACAAAAUUGGAGAAGGUGGUAAUAAACUAAAAGAAAUUCUCUCUCCUGCAUCGUCAAAAUACGGAUCAGAGUUGCCAUUUAAGGAGUAUACUGUCAGAUUGGAUUCAAUGGCUUACGACAAAAUACUUUCUCCAAUCGGCAGACUCAAACUGAGUGAUGAUAAAAUAACUACUACUGAUGCAAAAACAGCCCAAUGUUCUUCAGAAUCUCCAUACCCAAUGUGCCGUUGUGAUGCUGGAAAGUGCAGUCGCAUAACAGAUUCAACCGGUCAAAACUAUUUUGUUUGCCCUGUGAAAAGGGGAGAAGGAGCAUGUAACUUCCGUCAGUUGGAUGUUCAAGAUACCAUAAGAAAAGAUGAGCACAAACACACCGAUGGGGAUAAACUUAAGGCGAGAAUGGCAUCUACUUCAUCAGUGAACAAAGGGUCAGACUCGAAUUUGACUAGGGAAUAUCAUGUGAACGAUGACAAGGUUAAUGUUUCUUUCCCAGCCAGACAUCUCACGUCGAACGAAGAGAAUGGAGCUGUUCCAAGCAACAAAGCAGUGAGUUGUGUAUGGUGCGGUGAUGAAGGGCAUUUUCUGAAGGACUGCAUCACUAAAAACCCUCCUUGUUUCAGAUGCGGUGAAUUUGGUCAUUGGAUGAAAGACUGCAUCGCUUAAUUUGCGUACUCAAGCAGUUGAAGUGUUUAGCUUUAAGUCGGGAUAACUUACUUUUAACAGUCAAUGUAUAUGUAUGAAUGUGGGCAGCAGUCAAACAUCAUAACUUUUAUAUCCCCUUAUGUUUUUGGUACUUUGAAUCAUUUUACUUGGUGCCUCAUCUAAACCAAGUUAUCAUGCA
Messenger RNA from Papaver somniferum (opium poppy), 1721 nucleotides. RefSeq lists its product as uncharacterized. Gene Ontology annotation, molecular function: zinc ion binding; nucleic acid binding. The record is from RefSeq and is a predicted model, not a curated record. Bases 338 to 1543 code for a protein of 401 amino acids. Lineage: Eukaryota; Viridiplantae; Streptophyta; Magnoliopsida; Ranunculales; Papaveraceae. The transcript has 6 exons.